Molecule: messenger RNA, 543 nt
Organism: Cordyceps militaris CM01
Lineage: Eukaryota; Fungi; Ascomycota; Sordariomycetes; Hypocreales; Cordycipitaceae
Product: low molecular weight phosphotyrosine protein phosphatase
Exons: 3
Coding region: 1-543 (180 amino acids)
Biological process (GO): protein dephosphorylation
Cellular component (GO): cytoplasm
Molecular function (GO): non-membrane spanning protein tyrosine phosphatase activity; acid phosphatase activity
Source: RefSeq, a predicted model, not a curated record
AUGCCUGAAACGACGUCGGUCCUCUUUGUCUGCCUGGGCAACAUAUGCCGCUCGACCAUGGCCGAGGGCAUCUUUCGCCACCUGGCGCAGAAGCCAGAGUGGAAGGACAAGAUUGGCCGGGUCGAUUCCUGCGGUACAGGUUACCCCUCCAUAGCGGCGUACCACACGGGUGACGAGCCUGAUAGUCGCACCAUGGCGACGCUCGAGGCGAAUGGCAUUACCGACUAUGAGCACUCUGCGCGGCGUUUUGCCACGUCCGACUUUGACAAGUUUGACUACAUCUUCGCCAUGGACCGCUCCAACCUGUCGGACCUCGUGCGCCUGCAGCGCGGCAACCCAGACGCCAAGGCCCGCGUCCAGCUCUUUGGCGAGUACAGCGGCACCGCCGGCAAGGUCGAGGUUGUCAGCGACCCGUACUAUGGCGGCGACGCCGGCUUCAAGCGCGCGUUUGAGCAGUGCGCGCGGUUCUCCAAGAAUUUCUUGGAGACUGUGGUCGGCGGGGACAAGAAUACUGCUGUUGGGGGAAAGGAUGCAUCGCUGUAG